UUUGUCUUACAGAUAAGUUUAGCGCUAUUUUCAUUAGAUUACGUAAAUUUAAAAACUGAUUGACUCAUCGGCUUAAGUUUAUCUUAUGAUUGUUACAGAAAUUUUAUUUGCCGUAGAGCUGAGUCCGUAUAAAACUACUUCAAAGCACAAUUCACUCUUUUUCUACAGAAUAUAUUUUUUUUUCGCCACAUAUUGCAAAGACUAAUCCACAUGUUCGUUAACCUGCGCAUGACGUUUUUUCUAUCUCCACGAUUUUCUAAAACGGGAUCUAGUCUAUAUAUAACACUGUAUUAUCUCCUUCGUAGUGUCUACUAACAUGACAGCUAUUAUAAAAUGCACCUUUCAGGAAACGGAUGGUUCUUGAAGCACCACGUACUCUUUUCAGAUAAUCGCGCAAAGUUUUCCGCUUGUAAAAUUUCUGCGUAAAUCCCUUUUUUCUUCCAUGGAUAUACAAAGUGACGCAAGCGCAAAUCAUGUCGAUGACGAGCAUGAAGCCUUGCUACUGUCAGUACAUAUCAAUCACUCGUACUGCGAUAAUGGAGAGUUCUUCUCGAUAUCUUAAUGUUCAUCACAAGUCUGAACCGUACAAUCAGAAUUAUGAGAAUGAUCUUCGAAACAAUUUGCAAUUAAAUGUCUGGAUCAUGAAAAUAAUCGGCACGUGGCCGCUGACGCAUUCCUCGAUUGAGAUGCUGUGGUAUAGGGUGCUAAAUGUAAUCUGCUACAUAUUGUUGGCUUUACUCUUAAUUCCCAGUGGCAUAUACAUCGUCCUGGAGAUCAAGGAUUUCUACAAUCAAUUGAAGCUUGGUAGCGCUCUUACAUUCUUCUUCAUGGCCGUAUUGAAAUACUGCGCUUUGCUUUUGCGCGAGAAUGACAUUCGCAAAUGUGUCGAUUAUAUUAAGAGUGACUGGAGAAACGUGAGAUACACGGAUGAAAGAAGAAUCAUGCUGCAGAACGCAAACUUUGGUCGUCGACUGGUUGUCAUCUGCAGCGUCCUCAUGUAUGGCGGCGUCACGUUCUAUUUCGUGGCGGUGCCACUGACUCGCGCGAAGAUCAAAGAGGAGGAUACCAAUCUCACUUAUCGCAGGCUGGUGUUCCCAGUGCCCAGUGUGAUUGUCGAUGCUCGUCGUAGUCCAGUUAAUGAGAUUUUUUAUUUCAUUCAGUUAUUUGCCGGCUUUAUCGCCCACAACAUCACGGUGGCCGCGUGUAGCUUGGCAGCUCUUCUUGCAAUGCAUGCACGUGGACAGCUGCAGGUCCUCAUGUCCUGGAUAAACCAUUUAGUUGAUGGUCGGGAAGGCGUCAACGACACCACGAACGAAAGAUUAGCUAAAAUAAUACAAUUACACAUGCGUAUCUUGAACUUCAUAUCUCUAACCGAGGAAUUGUUGCAUGAGAUUUCUUUGGUGGAAGUUGUAGGCUGUACGUUAAAUAUAUGUUUUCUUGGAUAUUAUUGCAUGAUGGAAUGGGAUUUUAAGAAACCUGUGAGCGGCUUAACAUAUUUGAUACUCCUCACUUCGCUUACGUUCAACAUAUUCAUAUUUUGUUACAUAGGCGAACUUGUAACGGAACAGAUUAUAAAAGUACGUGAAAGCUCGUACAUGAUUGACUGGUACCGACUUCCGGAAAGAAAGAGCCUUGCUAUUAUUUUGAUAAUCUGUAUGUCCAAUGCGACUACUAGGCUCACUGCUGGAAAUAUGAUAGAAUUGUCCAUCAGCAGCUUCGGUGAUGUUAUCAAAUCAUCUGUUGCUUAUUUAAACAUGCUACGAACGAAGCUUUCCAUAAUGGAAAGAACAAGUUCUAUCGCAACGAUCCACGAUCAUGAGAAAGAUGUGCAGUUGAGCAUCCAGCUGAAUCGUUGGAUAUUGAAGCCGAUCGGUGUCUGGCCGAAAUUAACUGAAAUUUCACGUAUGGAGAGAUACGCAUACGGACUGGUGAACGUCAUUUGCACUAGUCUAAUAGGUUUCCUCUUCAUACCCUCCGUAAUUUUCAUGUUACUUGAAAUGGAUGAUGCAUAUCGAAAGCGACUGGAAAAAAAAAACACUCUGCAUUCUAAUGAUCGGAUCAUCAUGAUCAGAAAUGCAAAGUUCGGUCGGCGCCUCGUGUCGAUCUGCGCAUUCUUCAUGUAUGGCGGUGCCGUGUUUUACUAUCUUGCUCUGCCUUUUAGUAAAGGCAAGAUUACGGAGAGUGAUGGAAACCUGACAUAUCGGCCUCUGGUGUAUCCAGUCGCCAGUGUGAUCCUCGACGCGCGACAUAGUCCCAUCAGUGAGAUUCUCUUUUGGAUUCAGUGCUUAUCGGGUUUCAUAGCACAUUCCAUUACUGCCGGUGCAUGCAGUUUAGCAGCCGUGUUCGCGAUGCAUGCCUAUGGCCGUCUGGAAGUCUUAAUACAAUGGAUCGAACAUUUAGUGGAUGGUCGGGAAGAUUUUUGCAAUAACGUGGAUGAGAGAUUGGCAAUGAUUGUACAGCAGCACGUUCGAAUCUUACAUUUUAUAUCUCUAACGGACAAAGUAUUGCGUGAAAUAUCUAUCGUGGAAAUUGUAGGGUGUACGUUAAAUAUGUGUUUUCUUGGAUAUUAUUCUCUUACGGAAUGGGAGACAAAAGAGACUACAAGUUACAUAACAUACAUUGUCCUGCUUAUAUCUCUUACAUUCAAUAUUUUUAUUUUUUGUUAUAUCGGUGAACUUGUUGCUGAAAAGUGCAAGAAAAUCGGCGAAGUAUCAUAUAUGAUUGAUUGGCAUCGUCUAUCAGAAAGAAAGAGUCUUGCCCUCGUAUUGAUAAUCGCUAUGUCCAAUUCAUCAAUUAAACUUACCGCUGGAAAUCUCUUCGAAUUGUCUCUCAGUACUUUUGGUGAUGUGAGUAACGCAAUGUCAAUAUCUAUCAGUAUUUAUCGAGAAAUAAUUUAUGUAUCGUUUAUCCAACCAAUAGGUGGUUAAGACAUCUGUUGCUUAUUUAAACAUGCUGCGUACAUUAAC
Molecule: messenger RNA, 2966 nt
Organism: Acromyrmex echinatior (Panamanian leafcutter ant)
Lineage: Eukaryota; Metazoa; Arthropoda; Insecta; Hymenoptera; Formicidae
Product: odorant receptor 10-like
Biological process (GO): detection of chemical stimulus involved in sensory perception of smell; sensory perception of smell
Cellular component (GO): plasma membrane
Molecular function (GO): olfactory receptor activity; odorant binding
Source: RefSeq, a predicted model, not a curated record